CCACUGGAAUGGAUGCUUAAAUGUCAUACAGGACCAAAUGAAUUAUAUGUACAGGUAGGGGAUGGCGGACAGGAUCAUGGUUUCUGGGGAAGACCGGAAGACAUGACUAUGUCAAGACCAGCAUAUAAAAUCACAGCCAGCAGACCCGGAAGUGACAUCGCUGCAGAAUACGCAGCCGCGUUUGCUGUGUCUUACCUGGUUUUCAAAGAAAAGGACCCAGAAUUUGCUACUAAAUUGUUGACUCAUGCUAAACAGCUAUAUGACUUUGCGGUUCACCAUAAAGCUAGAUACAGCGACAGUGUAAAUCAGGCAGCCGCUUAUUACAGAUCAGAUAAAUAUGAAGAUGAGUUAACAUGGGGUGCCGCCUGGUUGUAUCGAGUUACAAAUGACACUAAGUACCUAAGCUGGGCUGAACAGUUUUAUAUCACAGGACCGGAUUGGGGACAGUCUUGGGACGACAAAUAUUCCGGAAAUAUGAUCCUUCUCUAUAAUAUGACUGGAAAAGACAUUUACAAGAACGACAUCGAGGCAACAUUUAACGAUUGGAUGCCGGGCGGCAGUAUCCCGUACAGUCCUAAGGGAAUGGCCUUCCGGUCCCAAUGGGGUGCACUCAGAUACGCUUCAAACAUGGCUUUCAUGGCCUUGUUAGCUGCGGAUGUUGGAAUUCACCCAGAUGAAUACCGUCAUUGGGCGAGGACACAGAUAGGAUAUGCCCUCGGUGACAGUGGCCGGAGUUUUGUUGUUGGGUUUGGAACUAACCCUCCUAAAAGACCACAUCAUAGGUCUAGUUCCUGUCCGAGUCGCCCAUCUCCAUGUUCCUUCGCUGACCAACAGCAGCCUGGUCCUAACCCCCACACUUUGUACGGGGCCCUGGUGGGCGGGCCUAACGGGAACGACCAGUAUACAGACGACAGGAAGGAUUACGUCAGUAACGAAGUCGCGUGUGAUUACAAUGCAGGUUUCCAGAGCGCAGUGGCAGGACUGAAGCAUCUGAAGUUAUAG
Messenger RNA from Saccostrea cuccullata (small rock oyster), 1002 nucleotides. RefSeq names its product endoglucanase E-4-like. The transcript has 8 exons. The record is from RefSeq and is a predicted model, not a curated record. The annotation marks the transcript as partial. Lineage: Eukaryota; Metazoa; Mollusca; Bivalvia; Ostreida; Ostreidae. Gene Ontology annotation, molecular function: hydrolase activity, hydrolyzing O-glycosyl compounds. Gene Ontology annotation, biological process: carbohydrate metabolic process.